UUUAUAACUGUUUGCUAUUCAGAGCUGAAACACUCCAGUGGCCCAGCGACGUUAUAGCCUCAUACUGCAUGAGAAUUCAGGUGAAAGAAUGACAGCCCAACGGAAUGGCCUGUUUCUUUAUUUCUUUUUGGCAACAAUUUUUCCAAAAUCACAAUCCCAAAUGAUUGUAACCACAAAUGAAAAACAUUUUUGUUACAAUGCUUCUUUGGAAACUUUCCGACUGAACGCAACAAUUCUGCAAGUAAAGGAUGUGGUAUCCAAACAAGAGUGCUUAGACAAAUGCUUGGACGAGCCUUGUUGCAGAUCCAUCAAUUACGAACACAGCACCUCGCCCGCUAAACCCCAAAAAUGCGAACUCUUGCAUGAGCUGCUAAAUGAAAACGCAUGUUCCCUUUUGGUUAAAAAUACUUCGUUCGAUCAUGCCUAUAUCAUUGAACCUCGUAAGGCCUAUGAUGACAGAUGUUUUCAUAAGUUUUCAGAGACACUCUUCCUUUCAUGUGAAGACGUUUUAAAAAAAAACAGCUCAGCUUCUGAUGGAAUUUACACACUGCAGUCAUACAAAACCAAGGAGAGGUAUCAGGUGUUUUGUGUAUUCAACGGUACUCUUUGCGGCAAAGGCGCUUGGACACUAGUUAUGCUUAUGAAUGGAAACAAGGACACAUUUCAAUAUAACUCAUCGUAUUGGACCAACAACAAAACACUGAAUGUCGAGGGCCUGUCAGAUAAUCACCCUAGUGACAUAAAACUAGCUUCGUAUCAUUACACACCCUUUAACAAGAUUUGCUUUGGCAUGAAAAAAGUUGCUGAUGACACUAAAAACUUCAUAGUACUCAAUUAUACCGCAAGCUCGCUGUACAGUGUGAUCGCGGGAGGAAAUCACAGUGCAACAAAUGCUGGAAGGGCCGAAUGGAUGUCGCUUUUAAAUAACCACGAAAAUAACACUUCUGAAGUGAACAACGACAAGGAAGGUUUUAACAUCAAAGUAGCAGGUCAACCACUGAAGAUACGAAUUGGUUGGGUCGGUUGUAAUGCAGCUGCUUGUAUGACGCCUAACCCGUACAUUGGUUUUGGUGUCGAAAAUCAGAAAGGUGGAAACAUCGCUUCAUCUCACGGUGAAAAUAUAAUCAUUGCUGGGUUUAUUUUUGUUCAGUAACUGGCAAUUGCGCACGCGUGAAGAAAAAGUGUGUAAAUAAUUCAUUCAUAUUUUAUUCAUAGACAUCUGCACAAGACCAACUUAAAAUACUUGGUCUGAGUGAUUCGUAAUUAGCUGCAACCGGUCAUGUAACCUUGCAUCCUAUAUAACACCGGAACUUUCGAAGUCAAGUUAGGGGUUUGAUAUUAGAUAUAUCAUUUCUGUUUUAGACUCCUGUCACAAGUACUAACUGUGGGUUUUUUCUUACUAGUAUUGUCAGUUGUUAAUGUAAAUAUAUCUAUACGCGCGUAUAUGUGACAAAUUCAUUAAACUAAACUAAACUAAACUUAACCAAUCCGAGAA
Dendronephthya gigantea is the source of this 1495-nucleotide messenger RNA. RefSeq lists its product as uncharacterized. NCBI's taxonomy places the organism in Eukaryota, Metazoa, Cnidaria, Anthozoa, Malacalcyonacea, Nephtheidae. The record is from RefSeq and is a predicted model, not a curated record. The transcript is spliced from 7 exons. The coding region runs from base 89 to 1153 and encodes 354 amino acids.